AUGCAUUUCUUGGUGCUGAUGUUGCAGUGGUUGGGGAAAUGGAUGGAGUCAACCGGAGUGGGGUCUCCGAGUUCCUGCUCCUGGGGCUCUCGGAGAAUCCUGAGGAGCAGGGGGUCCUGUUUUGGAUGUUCCUGUCCAUGUACCUGGUCACAGUGGUGGGACAUGUCCUCAUCAUCCUGGCCAUCGGCUCUGACUCCCGUCUGCACACCCCCAUGUACUUCUUCCUGGCCAACCUCUCCCUCACUGACCUCUUUUUUGUCACUAACACAAUCCCCAAGACGCUGAUGAACCUUUGGUCCCAGAACAAAGCCAUCUCCUACGCGGGGUGUCUGACACAGCUCUACUUCCUGGUCUCCUUGGUGGCCCUGGACAACCUCAUCCUGGCCACGAUGGCAUAUGACCGCUACGUGGCCAUCUGCCGCCCCCUCCACUACACCACAGCCAUGAGACCUGGGCUCUGUGUUUUGCUCCUCGCCUUGUGUUGGGUAUUGUCUGUGCUCUAUGGCCUCAUCCACACCCUCCUCAUGACCAGGGUGACCUUCUGUGGGUCCCGGAAGAUCCGCUACAUCUUCUGCGAGAUGUAUGUGCUGCUGAGGAUUGCGUGUUCCAACACCCAGAUCAAUCACACAGUGCUCAUCACCACGGGCUGCUUCACCUUCCUCACCCCCUUAGGACUGAUGAUCAUGUCCUAUAUUUGGAUUGUCAGGGCCAUCCUCCGGAUACCCUCAGCUUCUAGCAAGUACAAAGCCUUCUCCACCUGUGCCUCCCAUUUGGCUGUGGUCACCCUCUUCUAUGGGACACUUGGUAUGGUAUAUCUGCAGCCCCUCUGCACCUACUCCAUGAAGGACUCGGUAGCCACCAUGAUGUACGCUGUGUUAACCCCCAUGAUGAACCCCUUCAUCUACAGCCUGAGGAACAAGGACAUGCAAGGGGCUCUGGGAAGGCUCCUCCUCAGGAAAGGCUUCCAGAGGUUGACAUGA
Molecule: messenger RNA, 980 nt
Organism: Manis pentadactyla (Chinese pangolin)
Lineage: Eukaryota; Metazoa; Chordata; Mammalia; Pholidota; Manidae
Product: olfactory receptor 1D2-like
Exons: 1
Coding region: 39-980 (313 amino acids)
Biological process (GO): G protein-coupled receptor signaling pathway
Cellular component (GO): membrane
Molecular function (GO): olfactory receptor activity; G protein-coupled receptor activity
Source: RefSeq, a predicted model, not a curated record